CUGGGGGCUCCCGGGCGGUAAAUCAUCGGAGCAUUGUUUUGAAGAAUGUCUGGAAGUUUCUACUUCGUGAUAGUUGGUCAUCAUGAUAAUCCCAUAUUUGAAAUGGAAUUUCUGCCUCCUGGAAAAGUAGAGUCGAAGGAUGAUCAUCGCCAUCUCAACCAGUUCAUUGCCCAUGCUGCUCUUGACCUCGUAGAUGAGAACAUGUGGCUUUCUAACAACAUGUAUUUGAAGACUGUGGACAAGUUCAAUGAAUGGUUUGUUUCUGCUUUUGUCACAGCUGGACAUAUGAGAUUUAUAAUGCUUCAUGAUGUAAGGCAAGAAGAUGGCAUAAAGAACUUCUUUACUGAUGUAUAUGAGUUGUAUAUAAAGGUAAGAACUCAUUUUUUACAGUCUUGCUGCACUACUUCUAAGCAUGUUCUGCUGUUUGUGCUCAGGCACAGCUGUAUUAAUGUGCUUUCUUCUGGGGGCCUGUGUAAGCACCCAUGCAGUCCACAUCAGCCAGAGCUAGUGAUGUAUGACACAAAGGCUUUAUUCUCCAUUAAACAGAAUAGAUUUUUUUGAAAUUGUUAUAAGCUGUGCUCUUUUAGACUUCUUCACUUCAGUGAUAUUCUGUAGAAUCGAAUGAUUUGGGUAGGAAGGGACCUAAAAAACCCUCUAGUUACUACUUCCCUGCCAUGGGCAGAGACA
Molecule: messenger RNA, 687 nt
Organism: Cyanistes caeruleus (blue tit)
Lineage: Eukaryota; Metazoa; Chordata; Aves; Passeriformes; Paridae
Source: RefSeq, a predicted model, not a curated record